This is a messenger RNA of Closterium sp. NIES-65, 1008 nucleotides long. The record is from the annotation of a GenBank genome assembly. NCBI's taxonomy places the organism in Eukaryota, Viridiplantae, Streptophyta, Zygnematophyceae, Desmidiales, Closteriaceae.
AUGGCGAAUAGCGAAGAUGUUAUCGUGCCAGCGGACCUGGAAGAUGACGUUGCUGGGUCAGCAUCGGCGUUGCGCGUGUCGCCAUGGUGCGCGCCGUGGCUGUGGUCGGCGGUUAAGGUGGUGCUGCUCGUGCUGCUCUGGCACACCUUCAGCACGGCGCUCUCCCUCCUCAAAAGUCACCUCUGCUGCCACUCGUGGCUGCCCGCCUCCCCCAUCUCCUGGCGCGACUACUUCGUGCGAGUGGUGCCCACGGCAGUGGCCACAUCGCUUGACAUUGCCCUCUCCAGCUUCUCCCUCGCGCUCGUCACCCGGACCUUCUACUCCAUGUGGCGUGUGGUGCUCCCAGUGGUGGGGGAGACGGAGUUUGAGCUGCUGGGCUUCAUCUUCGUCAUGCUGGCCUCAUUCAUGGCGGGUCUCCAAUGGGUGCUGCUGCAAGUUCUCCUCCAGCCCCAGCUCCACAGUGCCUGUGUGCUGUGCUUGCUCUCCCACACGCCACAAUCCUCCGGUUUCUCACCCUUCCUCGCAUAUUUGCUAUGGUCACGCCAUCCUCAUGCCACUAUCUCCUUUCCAGUCCUCCUAGUUCCCCUUGCCUCCCACCAACCGCAAGUCCGCCCUCCCUCUACCCCAACAGGCCUGACCAACCUGCUGCUCACGUUGCUGCAGUAUCUGGCGCCCGUGAUGGCGCUUGUGUGCGGCAUCUUCUCGCUGCUGCACGAGCCGUGGUCCUCGCUCGCCUCCUUGCCCUACUUCGACACGCUGACGCGCAACAAGGAACGUGAGUCUGAAGGCCAUCAGGUGCACGCGCUCAGUGAUGAGCUCCUCCCUCACCACCCGGGGGCAGGCCCUCGGACCAACUCUAGCUGUCUUUUGAGUCGACUCAAAAGUCAUCUGAAGGCCAUCGGGUGCAAAAGUUCACUGAUGAGCUCCUCCCUCACCACCCGGGCAGGCCCUCCGAGCAACUUUAGCUGCUGCACCACCCCGCCUCGCUCUACUCGUCCGCCCCCCUAG